GGGAGUGUGUGUGUGUGUGUGUGUGUGUGUGUGUGUGUGUGUAAAGGGGUGGGGGCUUGGAAGAUUUAUAAAGGCCCACAACUUCUCACAGAGUGCAAAAGAGAGAAGAAAAGAUAAAGACACACAGAUUUUGUACUUGUCCAGCAUCACACAGAGGUGACAACCAUGCAAUCAGUUCUUAGGUGUGUGACUUUGUGUGUCAUCCUGGCGAUCGCAGUGUGCUUUGACUCUGAGGAGAGUAAUGAGUCAACUGAAGACCUGGUCCUGAGCCGCCACAGAGCAAACACAUUCAUCAACACUCCUGGACGCGGCACCUACAACGGCUACAGAUGGGGUGUCAAGGCUCAAGCUGAACGCCGUUCUGAGAUAUGCGAGGAGUACAUUCUUUGUCGAGUGUUGGCUCGUCGCUAUGGCUCCCAGCGUGCCUAUCAGAGGUACUUCAGUGCUCAUCAAGGCAACAGCCACAACAACAACGGCCUCCGUUACUGAGCAGACACGCGCAUUGUGGGUUUACUGAACCACACACUGAAUUUCAACAUUAUAUUAGUGUAAUCCAAAUCAACACCACAUUCAUUUAAAAAUUUUGUGUAUAACUUCUGUUUCUCUUUCUGAUGCCUGACUUAGGUUAAACCAGACUACGAUCCCUAAAAAAGCAAAGAAAAGAUGAUAUAUAUGAUCCUGAUGAUAUAAAAUCAUUUAUUAAUCAUGAUCAGUUGAAUCAUGAUCAGGUGAAAAAAGACCCUAAAAAUGGACGUCAGGAAAUCAUAAUGCUUCUGCAUGUUUUACUUUAUUGUGCUUUCAAUUUGCUAAUUAAAGUUCAGAAUGAAUAAAAUUGUGAAAAAAAAGUCUGUCUAAAAUACGUGUACAAAAUACAUGUACGUGAUUUAAUGCCUUUUAAUGAAGUAAAAAAAAGCUUUAUAGAGUUAUUAGAAAUGUAUCAUAGAAUGCAUGUUUAUUAGAAAUCUGUCCAUAGCGUUGAUUUAUUAACCAGCAAAAUGAAAAUGAAAUAUCCGUUUAUAUUACAUCAUGGCCAUGUUCUCUUUAUACGAGAUACAAACAGAAUGUCACCGGUUUUACUGAAUAACUCACGCGGAACUGACGGUAGCAAAUUUACAGCAUAAACCCAGACGUGUGCAAGCAUUAUGAUGUUGUGACCUCGAUUUAGCCUCAAUCUAGAUUCACAAACCAGCUGCUUCUGAGCAGGAGCUUGUGGGAGCUUUGGAUCUUAUGGAACUCGUUGUCUUGGCAACAAAUUUGACAAUAGUAAAAUUUCGAAUAAUCAGAUUAAAUUAAAUGCGAUUCAACUGAAUCAGAAUACCUUGACUUUGAUUCAACUGAAUCAGAUUAAACUGAAUUCGAUUCAACUGAAUCAGAUUAAACCGAAUUCAAAUGAACUGAAUCAGAUUAAACCAAAUUCAAAUAACUGAAUCAGAUUAAACCAAAUUCAAAUAACCGAAUCAGAUUAAACCAAAUUCAUUUAAACUGAAUCAGAUUAAACUAAUUUUUCAACAAAACUGAAUCAGAUUCAAAUCCAAUUGAAUUAAACUGAAUCAGUUUAAACCUGAUCAGAUCAGAACUAUUAUUUUUGUGUAAUCAUGUAUUUUACUAAUAUUCUGUCUUUAAUUUGCGUUAUAUUUACAGUAUUUCUACUUACUUACACACGCACAGUCAUUAUCCUCACACGUUACCUCACACACUUUUUACUUUCACACAUAAUCAUAUAAAUGUUAUUUUUACAGCAAAAUAAAAUAAAAUAAAAUGUUCAUCACAAAA
This is a messenger RNA of Pangasianodon hypophthalmus (striped catfish), 1773 nucleotides long. It is a transcript of the gene mgp, whose product is annotated as matrix Gla protein. The record is from RefSeq and is a predicted model, not a curated record. Bases 166 to 489 code for a protein of 107 amino acids. NCBI's taxonomy places the organism in Eukaryota, Metazoa, Chordata, Actinopteri, Siluriformes, Pangasiidae. Gene Ontology annotation, molecular function: calcium ion binding. The transcript has 5 exons. Gene Ontology annotation, cellular component: extracellular region.